GUUGGUCCUGCCAUGAGCCGGAUUACCGGAUAUUAUGAGGCAUGCUGGGAGUCCUGGCCGGGCACUGCAAGAUGGUGUAUGAGAUUCACGUAUGCCCAAAUCUGGGGAAGCGUGCUUGGACAUCUCUGUUUCCGCACUGGCCCACGCAUUUUCAACCCGAGCCAGGACGAAAUCGACAUAUUCCGUACAACACGCUACGUUCUCAUUGUUCCCCUCGGACUUCUGGCGCUGUUUCAUAUUGUGGAGUUCUCGAAGCCGCGGCCUCGAUUGCGCGCCCUGAUCAUGGCCCGCGUGUCCAUCUGGGAGUUCUGCAUCAAAAUCACGUAUUAUUCCAUGCUUUCCAACGGUACAGAGCUGGCCUGGCAAAACAUGCGUGGCUACGAUCGGCGGCCGAUCUACCUGCCGCGUUGGACGGGGUGGACAUUUGCUAUACCAACUCUUCUGAUCAUGAAUUUCUACCCCAUCUUGGAUGACCGCACCUUUGCGCAGGGAUUGCAGCGCAUCUUCCCGCAAUUAGCAUGUACUGCAGCUUACUGCUGGGCGUGUUUCGUCGGCUGCGUGAUCACCGAUCCUUGGUACGGCUGGUACUUGAACAUCUUGGGGUGCGUGGCUUACGUCGCCGUCAUAGUGGACUGCGUGGUGAUCACGGCAGAGCGUAUUGUGCACACGGACCAGCCCAUUCUCAAGGGCUAUAGCAUCAUCGUCAAGGAAUGCGUGUUCAUCAUCUACACUUGUGUGUGGCUGAUGGGGUGCUGGGGCUUUGCAAGCUCUUACGCCUGCCAGCGGUUUUACAGU
Molecule: messenger RNA, 795 nt
Organism: Symbiodinium sp. CCMP2456
Lineage: Eukaryota; Dinophyceae; Suessiales; Symbiodiniaceae
Source: the annotation of a GenBank genome assembly